AUGGAGCUCCACCGCUGUCGCUUCGUCCCGUACAACCCUCAAGCGAUCAACGCGCUCGAAUUCUCGCACCCAGCCUCAUCCAAAGCCACCGGUCAAGGCGCGCAAACUCUUCGGCUCGCUGUGGGCCGCGCAAACGGGGAUAUCGAGAUCUGGAACCCGCUCCGCGGCGCCUGGUUUCAGGAGACCAUUAUCCGCGGCGGGAAGGGUAGGUGUAUUGAAGGACUGGCAUGGACGCUCGACCCUUCUGAGGAUGCGGCUGAUGGGAGUGGAUUGAGGCUACCCGGUCGUUUGCGCCUGUUUAGUAUUGGGUAUACGAAUACGGUGACGGAGUGGGAUUUGGAAAAGGGUCGGCCGGCGAGGCAUUCGAGUGGGAGUUAUGGGGAGAUUUGGUGUCUUACGGCGCAGCCAAGAUGGACUGAGAAGGAAAAGGGGGGCACUGCUGCUGCUGCUACUGGAGAAUAUACGGGUCAACAUCUGGCUAUUGGAUGCGCGGACGGAUCGAUUGUUAUAUUGUCGACGGCAGAUAAUGAUUUGAAAUUUGUCCGGCGGUUGCAGGUCUCUGUGACGAAGAAUGUGCGCGUGUUGAGCAUUGCGUUCCAGAAUCGGAAUGUGAUUGCAGCUGGGUAUGCGGAUAGUUCGAUUAGGCUAUUUGAUAUUCGAAGUGGACGUCUAUUGCGAACUGUGUCGCUGGGCAGAGGGCCCGUUGGAGGACCCAAGGAUAUUUUGGUCUGGAGCGUGAAGUGUCUGUCCGAUGGAACGCUGGUUUCUGGUGAUUCGACGGGGGAGAUUCGUUUUUGGGAUGCGAAGAAUUACUCACUGAUUCAGCGAUUGCGCGGUCAUCAGGCUGAUGUGUUGGAUGUCGCUGUUGGUGUUGAUGGGGAGACGGUUAUCAGUGGUGGUGCGGACCGAAGGACUGUCCUGUAUCGGUUGAAGCCGGGCAAGAAGCACGACAAGUCGCGUCGAUGGGCUGAGGUUAUGCAUCGUCGGUAUCAUACUCAUGAUGUGAAGAAGUUUGCUGUGUAUGAGUCAAAGGAUAUAAGCAUUGCGGUGUCUGGAGGACCUGACGCAUCUCUCGUCGUCAUGCCCUUGCGCGAGUCUGGAAAGGAACACCACAGGACGCUUUCCAGCCUCCCUCAGAUCUGCCAACUUACGUCCAGUUUAUCGUCGAGAUUGAUGAUGAGUUUCUGGGAAAGAGAAGCGAGGAUAUGGCGAAUUGCGCCGGAGAAUGGCGAUGAUGCAGACGAGAGCCAGAGGAAUCAGUUAGUGGGCAGGGUGUUGAUUCCAGGCGACGAAAAUAUCACAUCAGCCGCACUUGCAUCUAAUGGCAGUCUCCUUGUUUUGUCUACGAUGACCACAGUCCGCAUGUUCGCCCUUUCCUGGAACGAUAGCGAAGACGAGGACGUAGUGUUGAGCAUCAACGACCUGAAAGUCCCUCCCCAGAUCGCAGAUGAUGGAGCUCGGGUUGUUUCUCUGUCCCCUGAUCUGCAGUGGCUAUCCAUCGUCCGACCCAGUAGCGAAGUAUUCCUCGCAAAACUGAGCACCGACACCACCGACAACCAGACUCAGGUUCACUCCAAGCUUCUGCGUCUGGAACGAUCAUCAGGCAAGGCGCGUACUCUCCGCGGCGUGAACAUGGGCACUCUCGGGGACUAUGACCGCACCAUCCGCACCGUCACUUUCUCUGCUGAUAGCAAGUUAUUCGCGACGGGCGACUUGGCGGGAUUUGUCGACUUCUGGGCACUCGAGGACGUUUCCUCUGAAAACCAACAACAGCAAGCGCAGCCACGAACCAAUGGCACAAACACAUCGAACGAUGAGUCUGAUGAUGAUGAUGAUGAUGACGAUGAAGACGACGACGACAAUAUCGCACAAACCAUUGACAACCAACGCUGGAAAUCCCUAGCUGCCAUGCCCUGCCUGCACGCCGGCAUCGUAUUCAUGUCCUUCCGCCCAACAAGCACCAGCAGUAGCACCACCACUGACGACCGCCUCCUCGUCCUCACCAGCCGCCACCAAGUAACCGAGUACGAAGCCCUGCGCGGCAAAUUCUCGGAGUGGUCCCAAAAGAACCCCAAAUCACACCUGCCCGAGGAAUUCAUUGGCCUCAAAGAUCGCGCCGUCGGCGGUGUCUGCGGGCUGUUCGGGAGCGCGCAGAUGCCGAAGUUGCUCCUCUACGGACCGUCGUGGUUGUGGAUGUUUGAUUUGACGCAUGACUUCCCGUCUCCUGCCACCACCACCACGAUCAACAACAACAACAACAACAAUAGCCAUAAUACACCAGCAGGAUCCCAAAAACGCAAACGCCUCCUCAACGAGGAAGACGAGCAAGAGCGCAGGAAAUACAACAGUGGAGCAGGAGAUCUGAUCCCAACAUCCCAAGCAAAAGUAACCCUCGGCACGAAAAUGCGGAAAAUCGUGGGCAGCAAUAAACACGACGAAGUGAUCGUCAACGCCGAGAAACAUCGUCAGCAUGGCAGCAAAGACACCAACAAGAAGCACGGUAAUGAAGAUCAAGAAGAUGCUGCUGCUGCUGCUGGUGACGACGACGACGACAACAACAACAACGAAGAAUACGACGAAGACGCAUACCCUAACACAAACCCGUUCUUCGUCAACGGCGAGCCGGACUUUGCCCAUCUUCGUCGCGGUGGAAUCGCAGACGACAAAGAAUCCAAGAAUCCAGCAGACGGUGUACCCGACAACCAUCACGACAAUAAUCAGACACCAAUAUUCUGGCACUCGUACAGAUUCCGAGACAUCCUAGGCGUUUUGCCGAUUGGUUCUUGCCAUAGGAAUAGCAAUAUCAAUAAUGUUGUGGGCAGUAAUAAUAGCAAGAGGAAAGAAAGCGAAGCAGUCGUGGAAUUGGCUAUUGUUGAGCGGCCAUUGUGGGAUAUGGAUCUUGGCGAGAGGUAUGUUAAGGAUUAUGAGUGA
Messenger RNA from Talaromyces atroroseus, 2931 nucleotides. RefSeq lists its product as hypothetical. Gene Ontology annotation, cellular component: 90S preribosome; small-subunit processome; t-UTP complex. Gene Ontology annotation, molecular function: RNA binding; protein binding. The transcript is spliced from 3 exons. Gene Ontology annotation, biological process: maturation of SSU-rRNA from tricistronic rRNA transcript (SSU-rRNA, 5.8S rRNA, LSU-rRNA). The record is from RefSeq and is a predicted model, not a curated record. NCBI's taxonomy places the organism in Eukaryota, Fungi, Ascomycota, Eurotiomycetes, Eurotiales, Trichocomaceae. Bases 1 to 2931 code for a protein of 976 amino acids.